CGACAGAGCUGCCGACUGUGCGCGUUCCUUCACGGGCUAUUGUACCUUGGCCAUAAAGAUAGGAUAGGGAAUUGCAAUAUGGCCUCCUCCUCGACAAACUACACAGCCUCGACCGCGUUCUUCGAAGCGCUCAGCGAAGCGGGCGUCGAAUACUGUUUCGCGAACCUCGGGUCCGACCACCCGAGCCUGCUGGAGGCAAUCGUGCGCGGGCAGAAAGCCCAGUCCAGCAGCAGCGGUGGCGGCGGCAAGCGCUUCGUGCGCAUCAUCACGUGCCCGAACGAGAUGGUCGCGCUGAGCAUGGCCGACGGGUACGCGCGGCUAACGGGGCGGGCGCAGUGCGUGCUUGUGCAUGUGGACGUGGGCACGCAGGGCCUUGGCGCCGCGGUGCAUAAUGCGAGCUGUGGGAGAGCGCCGGUGCUGGUGUUUGCGGGGCUCUCGCCUUGUACGCUUGAGGGCGAGUAUAGGGGCAGUAGGACCGAGUAUAUUCAUUGGAUCCAGGAUGUGCAUGAUCAGCGGGGCGUGGUGGCGGGGUAUUGUCGGUGGACGGGGGAGGUGCGGAGGGGGCGGAAUGUCAAGCAAAUGGUCAACCGCGCCCUCAGCUUCGCGACCUCAGACCCCCAGGGCCCGGUCUACCUGUACGGCACGCGCGAGGCCAUGGAGGAGGACCUCGCGCCCUACGCCCUAGAGCAGGCGUUCUGGACGCCCGUCGAGCCGGCCGCGCUGCCGGAUGCGGGGGCCGCCACGAUUGCCGAGGCGCUCGUCGACGCCCGCGAGCCCCUCGUCGUCACGGGGUAUAGUGGACGGAAGCACGGCGCUGUGGCUGAGUUGGUUGGGCUGGCGGAUACGGUCAAGGGGCUGCGCGUGCUGGAUACGGGGGGGAGCGAUAUGUGUUUUCCCGCGAGCCACCCCGGCUGGCUAGGCCUCCGCUUCGGCAUCGACGACAGCAUCAAAACCGCCGACACGAUCCUCGUCCUCGACUGCGACGUCCCCUGGAUCAACACGCAGUGCCGCCCGCGCCCCGACGCACGCAUCUACCACGUCGACACGGACCCGCUAAAGCAGCAAAUGCCCGUCUUCUACAUCGACGCGGUAGGGCGCUGGCGCGCCGACGCGGGCACCGCGCUCGCGCAGAUCCGGGCAAAGAUUGCCGCGACGCCGCGGCUGGUGGCGCGGGUGCAAAGCGAGGAGUUUGCGGCGCGCUGGGAAAGGCUGAGGGUGAGCUAUGCGCAGAGGCUGCAGGGCAUUAGGGCACUCGCGGAGCCGACGCCCGAUGGCAAGUUUGGCGCCGCGUACUUGGCAAGCCGGCUGCGCGAGCUGUGUCCGCCUGAGACGAUCUGGGUGAUUGAGGCUGUGACGAAUACGAUUGCGGUCGCGGACCAGCUGCAGGUUGAGAAGCCGGGGUGUUGGAUCAACUGCGGCGGGGGCGGGCUGGGCUGGUCUGGCGGCGGCGCCCUCGGCAUCAAACUCGCGGCCCAAACCCCACCCAACGCCAAACCGCGCUUCAUAACCCAGAUCGUCGGCGACGGCACCUUCCUCUUCUCCGUCCCCAGCAGCGUCUACUGGAUCGCCGCGCGCUACAACAUCCCCAUCUUGACCAUCGUGCUCAACAACGAGGGCUGGCACGCGCCGCGCCGCUCGCUGCUGCUCGUGCACCCGGACGGCGAGGGCUCGCGCGCCUCGCGCGAGGAGCUGAAUAUCGAGUUCAAGCCCGGGCCGGACUAUGGGGGCAUUGCGCGGGCGGCGGGGGCCGGCGAUGGCGAGACGGGGGUUUGGGCGAAGAGGGCGAGGGAGGUAGGCGAGUUGGAGGACGUGCUGAGGGAGGCGGUGGGCGUGGUUGAGGGGGGCAGGACGGCGGUUGUAGAUGCUUGGGUUGGUGGCGUGUAGGGGGGUGCGUGCUGCUAGGGCUGGGUACAGUGGCAGUUGGGCGG
Messenger RNA from Aplosporella prunicola CBS 121167, 1928 nucleotides. RefSeq lists its product as uncharacterized. NCBI's taxonomy places the organism in Eukaryota, Fungi, Ascomycota, Dothideomycetes, Botryosphaeriales, Aplosporellaceae. The record is from RefSeq and is a predicted model, not a curated record. Bases 79 to 1884 code for a protein of 601 amino acids. Gene Ontology annotation, molecular function: acetolactate synthase activity; thiamine pyrophosphate binding; flavin adenine dinucleotide binding. Gene Ontology annotation, cellular component: acetolactate synthase complex; mitochondrion. The transcript is spliced from 5 exons. Gene Ontology annotation, biological process: L-valine biosynthetic process.